Entelurus aequoreus (snake pipefish) is the source of this 5978-nucleotide messenger RNA. Its product is annotated as carcinoembryonic antigen-related cell adhesion molecule 5-like. Lineage: Eukaryota; Metazoa; Chordata; Actinopteri; Syngnathiformes; Syngnathidae. The transcript has 21 exons. The coding region runs from base 2226 to 5849 and encodes 1207 amino acids. The record is from RefSeq and is a predicted model, not a curated record.
GUAUAAUUAUCCUGAAAAUUUGGUUUGCUUUUAAAUUGUACUACUCUUAGAGGGCGUAUGAAAGUUUCCUCAGUGUACUUAAUAUAUACAAAUCAUGUCAGUCAAAGAGACAAAUGAUUAACUGAUGCUCAAUUGACUAUGCAAACAAGCCAUUAGCGCACCAUUAAGGGACUGUGUCUCCGUGACAACAUGUUCACUGUAGACCAGUUUGAGCAUGAUUGAACCCGAUGUUAGAUUUGGAUUUCAUUCGUAUCAAAUGGCUGAGGAGCUUGCCUCUUUGUCCUCUGCAUGUGGAUGUCGUAGGUAGGCGGGGAGGACGCCGCAGGAGGCUUGUUCACUCGGAUCUCUGCGUAUUCUGACGAGUUAUUUUGCGGUACAAGCUGGGCCGUCCUGCAGCCCUCCUUUGUCCGUAAAAUACGAAGGUCCGCGUAGUUCAACUCCUGCUCCCAAAAUAGACAGGAUUAAUAAAUAAAUAACUAUGGACCUAAAUGACAAGUACCUUGACUAGACACAACCACAAAGAUGUGCUCGCUGUAUACUUUCUUCCAGGUUCAAAGUCCAAAUUGAAAGCUUAGAGGAGACUUUGAAUCAGGACCAACAUCAAUGAUUACAGACUAGACACUAUCAGUCAUUAUUUAAGGUUGCAAGAACACCACCAUUUAUCUGUUGUUAUACCAAUGCAAUAUUAACCAUAGAAUCAAGGAGUUACAAAACUCUUAAAAAAGUGUUUGUCCAUCUAUUUGUUAGUUGGCAAGCUACUUCAGGAUGUUGAUGUGAAAGUAGAUACCGCCGCACACAAUUUCAUGACAGAUGUUAUCUCAUACAUGUGCUUUUCUUCGUAGUCCUUUCUUGGCCCACAGACCUAUUCAGUUUUAUUGUUUUUGUUUACAUAAUAAUGCUGACUGUAUUUGUCCUCUAGUUUUAUUCUGUCACAUAUUACUUAGACUUUUACACUAUACUUCAUGUAUAUCAAUGUGUAGCUAUUUAGAGGUGCUAAUUUUCCUGCAUAGAUGCAAACUGAAAAUAUUUACCUCAUUGUUUGUGUCUGCCGUGCUGUCUUGGCCUCGGCCAACUACAAAACACAAGAAAUAAACUGCAACGUGCUUGAAAAACAACACAAAUGUACGUCAUCUAAUAACAUCCAAUACAAUAACUGUAUUAAAAGACAUACAUAGUGCAAUGCAUUUACAUACAUAAUACAUUUUGACUUUUUUUAAGAAUGGCUAUCAGACUUACCUGUUCUGGUGAAGGUGUUUCUGCUGGUACGAUUCUUUGACCGUUUCCUGUUUAAAAAUGAUUGUAUGAUCCAUUUGUGAAUGUUGUAAAAAUCUUGCAUUCAACAAAAUUAGUUGCUGUACCAUGUUACCAUGCUGUAAUGUAGAUACCAUAGAAAACCAUAAAGUUAUUUUAUUCACAAUAAUUAUGACCCUGUAAUCAUGUUUAUUUUCUAUAAGCCCAUUUUUUAAACGACACCUUUGCUUGGCAUGAUGUGAUACUUACUGUUUAUUGUAAAUGUAGUAUCCUCCACCAGCAGCUGCUCCACAGAUGACCAAACUUGCAAGUACGAUUCCGGCUAUGCAACCAGCCCCGCACGGAGAUGUACUCUCCUCUGUUCAGGAAUACGGGCCGCUGUCGGUUCUCCUCACAGCGCGGAAGGACAAGACUCUGCCUUUUUCGUGCAGCGCCAUGUGGUCAUCCAGGACCAGGGCUGAGCCGCUCUUCAUCCACUCUCUGGUGAAGACUGAGCCAGCGGCAUCACAGGUUUGGUUCCCUGUGCGAUAGCUGCACUCCAUUAAGAGCCCAGGAAAAGCGAGCAGGUGGUCUGGAUUCAGCAGAGCAGGAAAGGACGAUGUUUGAUCCUUCGGCAAAGUAUUGUUCCGGUGAAGAUCCUUUAAGAUCUGACAAUAAGAUUCUGUGGAUCACUGGUGUCUUCGCUGACAGCAUUGGACGUCCGACACGCGAAUGCCGCCUGGUCAUAACGGGUUACGCCAGCAAUGGUGAGAGUGGCGUUUUCGUCAGUGAACUUAACUCUGUCGCUAGCCAUGACCUCGGAGCUGCUGUUCAGCCAGACGAAAACGAUGGACGUUCCAGACGAAGAGCAGGACAGACGGACUGUGCUGUUAAACUCCACCAGAUAAUCUCCAAGGGACUCUUUCCAUUGCUGCCUAAACAAGACACGCACAAGUCGGACAAUAAUAGAAGAGUGGACAGAGGAAUACAUCACAAUGUCUUACAAGCUUUUCAGGGCAACCUUCUUCAUGUUGCUAUAUUCAGGUCUUUGCUACGGAGCGGGCAUAAUCCCGCUUGAUUUACUUCGUGGGAUAGCUGGACAGACUGUCACCUUCGAGACAUCUCUAAAACCGACACCUGAACCGUUUCUGGCUCUGACUUGGAGCUUCAACCUUACCGACAGUAUCAUAACAUCAACCAGCGUGGAUGUGGAGGGACCGGGUUAUGAGGGCCGAAUCAGCCUGGAUAAGAGCACAGGCUCUUUGGUGCUCAGGAACCUGACAGAGGAAGACAGCGGGGAAUAUGAGUUAAUUAUUGUCCCAUAUGGCGCCGAGGCGAUUCAUGGACAUGUUAGCUUGGAGGUGCUGAGUGAAGUGUCCAUACCAAAUAUGGCCUGUCCUACUGAAAACUUGAUCGAAGGUAAAAGCUCUGUCAACUUAACCUGCGAUGCCAAAGGCAUUGUAUUAGACAGAGAGUGGAAGAAAGAUGGCAAGCCACUGCAGCCUGGGGACACGGUCGUUUUUUAUGACGGCGGCAGAGUGUUAUCCAUCAGUCCCGUGGACAGGCGAGACUCUGGAGUGUUUCUCUGCAAAGUCAGUAAUUCCAUCAGCUUUGAUACUGCCAAAUGCAAACUGAAGGUCUUUUACGGGCCUGAUGAAGCGAUAAUCGAUCAGGAUCCGGUCGGCGCGGAGCUUGAGGAGAGCGUCAAUCUGCGCUGCUCGGCCGAAUCACUGCCAAAGGCUAAAUUCUCCUGGAAGUUCAAGCGCAGUGUCAUGUACGGUCCUGAGUACUACAUCGAGGAGAUGGAAAAGCGGCACUUGGGGGAGUACACCUGCACGGCGCAUAACGAAAUCACUGGUCUGGAGGCUUCUGCGGUCCACACAUUGCGGGGAUCAAGUUAUGGAGCGGGAGUGCUCCCCGACAAUCUUGUUGCAAUCGUAGGAGAAACGGUGAUGUUUAACACAAUGUUGACUCCACCGCCAAACCCAUUUCUGGCUAUCACUUGGAGAGUCUUGGAUAUUUCUGGUACCAGUACUAAUGUAAUAACAUCAAGCAGCACAAAUGUGACGUCGCCGGCAUAUAAAGACAGGAUCACCCUCUUUACUCAAACUGGCUCUCUGGAGCUGAGGAACGUGACCCUGAGAGACAAUGGAGACUACAAAGUCGCCAUCAUACCAGCUGGUGGAGCUCACCAGGGAGGAACAUGUAAACUUCACAUACAAGAACUGAUCACCAAUGUGGUCUUGGUUCCAAACACCACUGACUUACUGGAGUCAACCAGCUCUGUCACUAUGACUUGCUCCUUCUCUACUGGAUCAGGACUUUCAUUCCUUUGGUUUAAUGGCAGCUCUGAGAUUACAGCCAGCGACAGAGUUCAGCUCACUGAUGGAGGCUCCAAGCUCACCAUAGUCGGUGUGACACGCUAUGACCAGGGACCGUUUAGGUGUCUCGUGUUUAAUCUAAUCAGUAAUGGCACCAGCAAUCCAGUCAACCUCUUCAUCAGCUAUGGCCCAGAAAACAUCCGUUUAACUACAUCGCCAUCACUAGAAUACUUCAAAAAAGGGUCGAACAUCAGACUGUCCUGCUCCGCUUCAUCCAGACCUCCUGCAUUGUUUCAGUGGUUUCUCAAUGGUGACCCUUUGUCCGCUACUGGACCGCUGUUAGUACUUACAAACGUUCAGGAAAACCAGAGCGGGAACUACAGCUGCCAUGCCUCCAAUAACAAAACUCAGAAAUAUCAAACUCGGAUCUCAGCUAUUACUAUAGUGGCACCAAUUUCCUCUGUAGAGAUCAAGGCUAAUGCCACUGACAUUUUAGAAUUCAGUGGUUCCGUCAGCCUAUCCUGCUCCACCACUGGAUCCUUGGCCUCGUUCCUCUGGCUGAACAGCAGUUCAGAAGUCACAGCCAGCGAGAACGUUAAAAUUACGAAUGGAGGUUCAAUGCUCACCAUAGUCAAUGUGACUCGCUAUGACCAGGGGCCUUUCAGGUGUCAUGUGAUCAAUCCGAUCAGUAAUGGCACCAGCAAACCAGUCGCCCUGUCUAUCAUCUUUGGGCCAGAGAAUAUUAAUUUGAUAAGCUCUCCCUCCCAAGAACAAUACGACGAAGGUUCGGACAUUAGCCUUGUGUGCUUGGUUGACUCAGGCCCUCCCCCACUGUUCCGUUGGUUCCGAAAUGGAGACCUGCUGUCCUACGCUAGACCGGAACUACAACUUUUGAACAUUCAUCUGGAUCAGAGUGGAAACUACAGCUGUCAGGCCUUUAACAACAAAACUCUGAGGAAUCAAACAUCGGCGCCUGUAGCAAUUUCUGUGACAAGAUCAGAAAUCUCCAAUGUGGUGAUCAUUCCCAGCACCACAGAAGUGGGAGAGUUCAGCAGCUCAGUCAGUCUUUCCUGCUCUUGUAGUGGAUCUUUCCCCAGUUUUUCUUGGCGGAAUGGCAGUGCCGAGUUGACGGCCAGUGAACGGGUCCACAUCAACGACAAAGGUGACGUCGUUACCUUAACUAGCGUGAGCCGCUAUGACGAGGGACCUUUCAUGUGUUUGGUGUUUAAUAACUUCAGCAACUCCACCAGCCGUCCUGUGAAACUCUCCAUCAACUAUGGGCCAGAAGGCAUCGAUUUAAAGUUAUUUCCGUCACAAGAAUACUUUGAGAGAGGGUCAAACAUUAGCUUGACCUGCUCUGCUGCAUCCAGACCGCCUGCCGCGUUUCAGUGGUUUCUCAACGGAGACUUGCUGCCUAAAACCAGACCGGUGCUCAAACUGAGGAAUGUUCAAGAGAAUCAAAGUGGGAACUACAGUUGUCGGGCUUUUAAUAGCAAAACUCUGAAAGACCAGACAACCCAACCAUCAUCCAUCUUCAUACAGACACCGGUUUCCAAUGUGGUUCUCACUUCAAAUGUCACCGUGAUGUUUGAGUUCCACUCCGUCACGAUGUCCUGCUCCUUCUCUACGGGAUCAGGACUCGCUUUCCAUUGGUUGAAUGGCAGCUCUCCGGUCACGGCCAGCGAGAGAGUUAAUAUUAUGGACGGAGGUUCCAUGCUUACCAUCGUCAACGUGACCCGCUUUGACCAGGGACCAUUCAGGUGCAACCUGUCCAAUGGCGUCAGUGAUGAAAUCAGCCGGCCGAUGCAUCUUUUUAUCCAGCAUGGACCUGACAGCUUGACUAUCGAAGGCCCGGACUCGGUCCACAUCGGACAACACAUAAUGCUUCACUGCUCUACCAUGUCCCUACCGACAGCGAGCUUUACAUGGCUAUUUGACGGAAACCCUGCGGGUGCACACGGGCCUGUGUACCUCAUCACUUCAAGCAGGGGCUCUGACGCUGGGAAAUACACCUGCACUGCCCAAAAUGCAGUAACAGGAAAGAGUGUAACAGGACACCACAAGUUAAACGUUUUGGAUUUCUCCGACUGCGACUGCUCGGUUGCUGCCGGAGUAGUUUCUGCCAUCACCAUUGGAUGUUGUCUUCUUAUCGUCAUAGUGAGCGUAUUGUUGGCAUUUGGGCUGAAAAGACGGAGAAGGGUCAGCACCAGAUAUCCAACACACAAACGAGCAAAAAGUAUGAGGCUGGGGCACACCGACACGUACAAAAUUGGAGCGAAAUCUCAAAGCGACGUGUAGGAGCAUCCUUUGAAGAAAAGGAAGAAAUGAGGACGUCCUCCAUGAACAAAACUUAACAGACGCCUCUUGUUUUUAUUUAUUCAUUCCACACAACUCCAGUUAUCUGCACGGAUGUAUUAUUUCUUAUCG